GUCCGACCGUGACCCAUCGAGAUCAGUAGGUGACAACAAUGCCAUUUUUCCACCACCAACAGCAACAUGAAUGUACUGUUAACAAGAAAAUACGGGUCUUCAUUGAAAUUAUUCCAACAGAUUUUCAAGAAUCUUAAUAAAGCUAAGAAAGUGAACAGUAGUUUUUCAACAUGUUGUAAACAUCCACGAGUAAACAGACUAUUAAUUAAAGUUGGGGUAAGACACAUCAGCACAGAUAUGGCCCCUGUAUUUACUGUGUCUCCUAAAGGACACUUAUUAGUUGAUGAUAAACUACACAUAAAACUGACUGGCCUUCCAAAAGAGAAGAAAGUGACGGUGUAUGGGUUUCUGGAAGAAGAAGGGAAGAAGUUCGAGUCCAACGCUUGGUUUGAGACCAAGAGUGAUGGCACUGUGGACUUACAAAUAGACCCCUCCACUGGGGGUACAUACACAGGUGUCUCUCCAAUGGGUAUUUUCUGGAGCAUGGUAGCCUGCCCUGGGCAGCUGGAGGGUAUCCGUAUGAUGAAGAAAAACAUGGACACACCCUUCCGUACAUCAGUCAGUGUUCACGAUGGCCACCUGAACUUGGGUGAGGUGCGUGUCAACUCAGAUGGAGCCCUGGGUUCCACCCUGAUUGAUCGGUACUACAAGGCCCCGGGGGUAAGGGUUGAAGAGGUCACUGAUGGGAGAUUGCGGGGAAAACUGUACCUGCCUCCAGGUCCUGGCCCCCAUUCUGGUGUUAUUGACCUGUUUGGGACAGUAGGUGGUAUUGUUGAGUUCCGGUCUGCCCUGCUUGCCUCCCGGGGAAUCGCCUCCUUCGCCUUGCCUUACUUCCUGUACAAGGACUUGCCACAAGCACUAGAAGACCUUGAUCUAGACUAUUUUAUGGAGGCUAUUGACUGGUUGCUAGGGAGGCGGGACAUUAUUCCUGGUGGAGUGGGAGUGAUAGGUGUGUCCAAGGGUGGAGACAUUGCCCUCAUGAUGGGAACAUACUCCCCUAAGGUGAAGGCGAUUGUAAACAUUAACGGGUGCACGUUUUGUUCCUCUGUCAGGAUGAAGUACAGCAAGGGCGAUCUCUCAGCUGUACCAUUGCAGAUUGAGAAGUUUGAAGUUCUUGAUGGUAAAAUUGUUACUAAAAAAGCUUUGGAUUACAAGCCAGAAGACAUUUUGCAUGUGUGGAACCAUGACGCCAAGGUUCUGAAUAUCCUUGGAGAAGAUGACAUGUGUUCUCCUAAGGAAUGUAUCCGGGAUUUGAAGUCACUGUAUCCUCCAGAGAAGACCCACAACUGUAUUGUAGCCGCAUAUAAGGAGACAGGGCAUCUUGUUGAGCCCCCGUAUACGCCACUGUGUCGAAUGUCCUAUCAUAAAUCCUAUGACCUGUACUUCUGGUGGGGAGGCCACCCAGAGGAGCAUGCGUACGCUCAAGAGGACGCCUGGAGACGGACACUUGACCUUUUCCACUCAACGCUGUUGCCCACUGUAGUUACUGCCAAACUGUAAUAUUAAAUCAAAUGACCAGUGGUUUUAUGCUCUCUAAUUCCCAGGAUGUGAUAUCUAUUGAAGGAUAAACCAUUUAUGAGUUGAGUUUUUAAAUGAUUAUGUUUAUGCAUGAUACAAAACAUACUAAUAUAUUGAUGAUCAUACACAGUGUUGGCAUUCAAUACUCAAUAUUAUUAUACAUGUACCUCAUAUUAUACCUCAUGUGACUUUAUAAUAAUGAUAACCUUUUGUUGGCAUUAGGGCUAUUCCAGUAAAACAUAUGUCCCACCCCAGGAAGGCACUUUCAAAAUGGACCAUCCCCCUUCAGAAGUUUAUUUGAUGAGAAAAGAACCCCCUUUAGAAUAUUUUCUGAGCAAAUUCGGACCCCCUUGAGAAGUUUAUUUUUUUAUACGUCUAUAUGCAAAGAUUAUUUGCAAUUACUCUUUUGUAACUCUUUGAUCAGGUGAGCUAUAUAGGACCUUAUAGCUCACCCUAGUUUCUAAGCCAAUCAUCACCCAGAGAUUUUCAAAUCUUUGCUCGAAUAGGUUUCAUAUAAGAUCACAUCUGCACCCAAUAAGUUAAUUAUUAUAACUAGGUCAACAGACAUGGCGCGCGCCAAAUGAACUUCGAGCAGCCAAUGGGCACGCUGUAUACGGCCUUGUUCGAUGAUUGGCUUAGAAACUAGGGUGAACUAUAAGUCGGUUACAGCUCAUGUAAUGGAAAAUAACAAAACUUAUUACUGGGCUUUGCUUGUAAUAAAUUUUGUUAUUUUCCAUUAAUAAAUUUGGUUAUUUUCCAUUAUAUGGACUAUAACCUACACACCACGGUUCUCUUGUUUCUUCAUAUGUUGCUAUAAGUGCAUAUUAAGCCACAUGAGGCUGAAACUUUCACCCAUGUAAUUAUAUACAACCUAAAAAUACCUUGUGGUCGAAAUGUUAAGGGGACGAAACAUUCGGAUUUAUAACAUUUACGCAAUACGUACAAAUUAUGAUUUCUAAUAAAAUUCUAGACAACUGUUGUCAAUUUCAGGGGUCGACACUAACCAUUUUUCCAAGGGAUCCCGAAGGGACACCAACAUUUGAAAUCAGGUGUCCCUUCCUGAAAUUAGGAGUCCCUUCCACUUUUUUACAUUUUUUCAUUGUUGAGCCUGUUUUAAUAUUAAAUUCAACAUCCUUUUACUUUUCAAUUUGUAAUGCAAGUAUAAACCACCAUAAUUAUUAUACAUGUUUUCAGCAGCAUGUAAUGACAGGUUAGUAGCACUGAAUGGCAGUGAGGUAUAUUUUGGUCUCUAAGUUGGUAGAUUGGGUUCAAAAGCGGGGGAAUGUCUAAGUCCCUUUUGUUUUCAGUCAAAAACAGAGAUGGAUACAAUGUAAACAAAAACUUGAUGUUGUUACUAUUUUUAGAUUUUUGGAAAAUACGCAUAAAAUACAUCAUGGUUCAGGGUCUUGUCAAAUGUCGGUGCUUUUCAUUAAGAAACUGUAGGAAUAUUACAUCUGGCUUGUGAAAACUCCAAUCAAUAUUUAGUAGAGCUGUUGAUAAAUCAAUCAGACUGCCCAACAGUCGUAGUGCAUACUGGAAGAGCAGACGACCAAAAAUUGUGUAUACAUGUUAAUUUUCGCGCCAAAAAGUCAUAAAAUUUUAUAAAUUUAUUGAAUUAAUGAAUAAAACCCUGCAAAUUUUA
This is a messenger RNA of Mya arenaria, 3160 nucleotides long. Its product is annotated as acyl-coenzyme A amino acid N-acyltransferase 1-like. NCBI's taxonomy places the organism in Eukaryota, Metazoa, Mollusca, Bivalvia, Myida, Myidae. The transcript has 9 exons. Gene Ontology annotation, biological process: fatty acid metabolic process; acyl-CoA metabolic process. The coding region runs from base 67 to 1500 and encodes 477 amino acids. Gene Ontology annotation, molecular function: fatty acyl-CoA hydrolase activity. The record is from RefSeq and is a predicted model, not a curated record.